AUGCCAUUAAAAGCAUUUUUAUUGAACGAAAUUUUCGGUCGAAAAUGUCGUCUCAAUGGUGUUUGGCCUUCAAAUCGUCUACCAAACAAAUCACAUUUACGUCAAUCAUUUAGUGAUCGUGUUGUUUACAGUCCGGAAGAACUUCCUCCGAAAACUGAUCUUCGAAAUGACAUGACAUCAGUAGAGAAUCAAUCAACUAAUGCUUUAGCAGGUGCAUAUGAAUAUUUGACUAAAAAGAAACAUGGUGAACAGAUUGAUGUCAGUCGACUUUUUAUUUAUUACAAUGGACGUGCAAAAGAAAAUUCAUCGGGAUCAGUAACAGAUUCCGGAUGUUCAAUGACAAGUGCUAUUGAAGCUCUUGAAGAAUUUGGUACUUGUGUUGAAUCUAUAUGGCCAUAUGAUGUAUCAAGAGUAAACACACGACCGAAUAACCAAGCAUAUCAAGAAGCAAAACCUCAUACAAUUUCUGAAGCACUUCAAGUCAAAAUUGAUUUAUACGAAAUGAAAUCAUGUCUUGCACAAGGUUUUCCUUUUGUAUUUGGACUUCGUCUUUUCACAUCAUUUGAUAAAGCAGCAACAGGAGGCGUUGUACCUAUGCCAAGUUCAAGCGAUCGCUCUCGUCAAUCUGAUGGCAGUCAUGCACUUGUUGCCGUUGGUUAUAGUGAUCAAUCACAAUCAUUUAUUGUUAGAAAUUCUUGGGGAGAAGAUUGGGGUGAUAGAGGAUAUUGUUACAUUCCAUACGAUUAUCUAUCAGAUCCCGAUCUUUGUUUUGAUUCAUGGACAAUUCGUAAAGUAUCCGGUGACGAUAUUGGUCAAGAUCAUUGGGAUUAUAAUGAUGAUACCGAUUAUCAAAGUAAUGCUGAUAAUUAUGGUGAUGAUGAUUCGAAUAGUACGAUUCAACAUUUCGAUGAAGACGAUUUUGGUGGAAUGAACUUUGGUGGUGGUGGUGCUGAUGGUGGGUUUAAUAGAGGAAGAAAUGAUCAACAGUGGAAUCAACCUGAUAAUUUCGGUUUUAAUGAUCAACAAUGGAACCAAGGUGACAACAAUUUUGGUUUCAAUGAUCGGGGAAAUGAUGGUCAAGGUUGGAAUCAAAAUGAUAAUUCUGGUUAUAAUGAUCGAGGAAAUUAUGAUCAACAAUGGAAUCAAGAUAAUCAAUCUGGUUCUCAUCAUAAACACCAUGGUCAUCAUCAUCACAAACACUAA
Molecule: messenger RNA, 1203 nt
Organism: Adineta steineri
Lineage: Eukaryota; Metazoa; Rotifera; Eurotatoria; Adinetida; Adinetidae
Source: the annotation of a GenBank genome assembly